UCACUUAGCAGCAAUAGCUCUAUCAACUCCUCUCCAUCCAAUAUGGGAAAGAUCAUCUUCUACGAGGACAAGAACUUUCAGGGUCGCUCUUAUGAGUGCAGCUCCGAUUGUUCUGACCUGUCCUCCUAUUUUAACCGCUGCAACUCCAUCCGAGUAGAGAGUGGAAACUGGAUACUGUAUGAACAGCCCAAUUUCAAAGGAUACCAGUACUAUCUUAGGAGAGGAGAAUACCCUGAUUUUCAACAAUGGCUGGGUUUCAAUGACUCUGUCAGGUCUUGUCAUUUGACAACACAACAUCGUGGUCCUUUUAUAAUCAAGGUUUAUGAGAAAGAAGACUUCAAAGGUCAGAUGAUGGAAUUCACAGAAGAUUGUCAAAAUGUACACGAGAGGUUCCGUUACAAUGACAUCCACUCUUGUAAUGUCCUUGAUGGUCACUGGAUGUUCUAUGAAGAGCAGAAUUACAGAGGGCGUCAGUAUUACCUGAAACCUGGAGAGUACAGAAGGUACACUAAUUGGGGAGCCAUGAACCCAAGAGUUGGAUCCUUCAGGCGUGUUCAGCACCUGUAUUAAAUCAAUCUCAUGCCAUGUAUAGAAUGUUAUCAAUAAACUCUCUAGAACAGCUCAAA
Molecule: messenger RNA, 626 nt
Organism: Pelobates fuscus (common spadefoot toad)
Lineage: Eukaryota; Metazoa; Chordata; Amphibia; Anura; Pelobatidae
Product: gamma-crystallin-3-like
Exons: 3
Coding region: 43-570 (175 amino acids)
Biological process (GO): lens development in camera-type eye; visual perception
Molecular function (GO): structural constituent of eye lens
Source: RefSeq, a predicted model, not a curated record